Erythranthe guttata (spotted monkey flower) is the source of this 2392-nucleotide messenger RNA. It is a transcript of the gene MAK10, whose product is annotated as MAK10 homolog. The record is from RefSeq and is a predicted model, not a curated record. Lineage: Eukaryota; Viridiplantae; Streptophyta; Magnoliopsida; Lamiales; Phrymaceae. Gene Ontology annotation, biological process: N-terminal peptidyl-methionine acetylation. Gene Ontology annotation, cellular component: NatC complex.
UCCGACCCGACCCGACCCGUAUGUUUGCCCUACCAAUUACGGAACGCAAAAUCUACGAACAGAUUCCCUCUUUGCUUAACUGCGCGUCACAAUGACUGAUGCAAAACCUCACUGUCAAUAACGAAAACUCUGCAAUUUUCUUCACACACAAUCAAUAGAGGGAAGCUUGAUUAUGGCGGACAAGAGUGCAGUUGAGAGGGGGAAGGAUGUGAAAGUACCGAUAAGCCCUUCAAUCCCUUCCGGCAACGACACCGCUUGGGUUGACGUUUCGUCUAUCCUCCGGCGAGCCUCCGACGAUAUUCAAAGUGAUGAGCUCAUAAAUGGAGAGAAUUUUAAUCUUUUUGCCGCCAUGUCUGCUUUAGAGAUAAUGGACCCAAAGAUGGAUUCAGGUAUUGUUUCUACAUAUUAUUCUGUUGAUGAAGCCAUUGACAAUGGUGCUGCUCCUAUUCCAUUGAGCUUUGAUAGAACAACCGAUACUCAAUGUGUCAUUGAUAUAAUGGACCAUCUUCUCUCUUGUGAGGCAACAUGGCAUAAAGGAGGGUCAUUAGCUCAAACUGUUUUCUCAUGCAUCUAUCUUUUGAGGCCUGAGAGAACAUCAUCUCAUGCGCUCCUGCAUUCUUUCUGCAGAGUUGUACGGACAACUUGCAAUGCUGUUGUUUCAACUGUUUCAGAUGUCCGCACAAAUGAAGAAGAAGAUCUUUUUGUUAUGGCUUAUGGUCUGCAACUGAAGGCUGAUGGAGAUGAAAAAUGCUUAUCGAUGCUAAAUGCAGUGGAAGAAACACUUGCUCGACAAUUAAAGGCUUGCAAAGCUCUAUCGUCUAAAAGGAGAGUUCUAGAAGAUAUAGAGCCAUUGCAAGGUAAUCUCGAUUUUGAAGAAGGGUUUUGCAGAGCUGUUUUGUGCCGCUUACGCUUCCGUAAGCACUUUUACCAUGUGCUAACAUGUAUGAGGAGACCUCAAGGCAAAGGCUUGGAGGUUGCUAAGAAGCAUAUCCUUUCCUGCCUAUCGGAGCUGGAUUCCAUGCUGAAAUCAGAAGAAUUUCUGAGGCACACCUAUGCAUGUGGAAUUUCAGAGGAUGGGCUAGAAGAUAAAACAACUGCCUCCGGUCGUCAACCAAUUGGAUUCGAUUCUACGUUAAACAGUAGGUCAGCAGCCCCAACUCCACCACGUGCUAUUAAACUACUCAGUUGGAAAAGGGCUGUUAAUUAUUUCCAGAAGCUUCUCCAUGAUCUAGAAAUUAUAUGUUCCAACUCUUUGGAUCCUGUAUUUGAAAGUGCCUUGCGCUUUGUGGUUGAUUUUCAGAAGUUCGAACCAGAUUUGGUUGCUAGAGCUCAUAUCCAGCAUCUGCUGGUACAAGAUGGGAAGCUCUAUGGAUGUGAACCUAUUUUUUCUGUUAUCUGCAAGGCUGCCCUAUUACCUGAAGGGGCAAAGAAUCAUGAACUUCAGAAGAAUGAAACUGUUGUGCAACUAGGGCAGUUAGUAAUCAAUUUGCUUAGAGUUCUCUGUACUAACACUGCAUGGCAAAGGCGUAAGCUUGGGAAGAUCUUACAGGAUUGGCGAAUAAUAUACGUACAGCUUGAGUUGGCUUUUAGGAAGGAGUUUGGGGAAAUCACAAGCACUUCAACUGAUCAGAAUAUGUGUUUAAAGAUCUGCAAACACAUCCUCAUUUGGGUAGAGGAGCAAACAUAUUCAGUAGCUUUACGUUUCCUCGUACUGGGCUUUGAAUUAGAGCUAUAUGCUACCAGUGAAUACUGCAUGGUGUAUUGGUACAUAUAUGUAAUCCUGAUCAAACUCACUGAGAAAACUCAUCUCAGAAUGAUGCUGAGCAAUGAAUCUACAGGAAGACGGAAAUCGAAAAAGAAGAGAGAUAUCGUGAACGAUAUGGGAAAGGACUACCAAAUUCCACCUACGGUUUUGUUACUUCAGUGCUAUAUCUAUGUUGCAGAAGGUCUUAUGAUGAUGCUUGCUUCUUUAAGGAAUGAAAACAAACUAUUCCUAUGCGUGGGUCCCUUCAACACUGAGCAGGAGAGAUUUAUGCAGCAGUUUGAGCUGUUACAAAAAGCUUUUGUUCCCGAUCACGCCUCUUACUUCUCGUACAGAGAGACUAUAUCCAAUGCUCGUUUUUCCACCUUAUCCAUGCAUAAUUGCUUUAAAGAUGCUCAGAAGAUUGCAAAAGGGCUACAUGGUAAUUUUGCCAACGAUCCAGACAGGAUGGUGGAGCUGCGCCGAAUAGAACAGGUGGCGGAACACAACGCAGUUGCCCUAAACCUUGUUUGCCGGUUAGGUACUCUUGAACCAUCGCUUAAGAUUUCUUUCGAAUUUGUCCACCAUCCACAUUUCGCUGUUGCUUCUGUGAAGAGGUCUUGAUUAUCUCGAAAAAUUUUGAUUUGGAAU